Molecule: messenger RNA, 375 nt
Organism: Akanthomyces muscarius
Lineage: Eukaryota; Fungi; Ascomycota; Sordariomycetes; Hypocreales; Cordycipitaceae
Exons: 3
Coding region: 1-375 (124 amino acids)
Source: RefSeq, a predicted model, not a curated record
AUGAACGGACAGCAGACCACGGGCAAUGCUGGCGCUGGCGCCGACGUCUCUGCCGAGGAGGCUCGCCUCAAGGAGGCCAUGAAACAGCUCAAGCUCCUCCACGUCAAGUCGCGCCUUCUGAGAGGCACCGUCCCGAAAAUGCUAGACCCUCUUGUUCAGAAGCAGCCGUCUCCCGACGUCAUGUAUGCCGCCUUUUUGAAGGCCGUCAACGAGGCUCAAGCCAACGUGAAAGAAUUCACUGAGCUCAUGCGCGAUGAGAAGAGCAAGGAAGUGUUCGCCAUGGCCGACAAGAGCAAGGAGGAGAACCCAUUCGGUAUCAAGCCCUGGCGCCACCAGGACCAUCCCAACUGGUUCAACUUGGACAAGGACGACUAG